AUGGCACCUAGUAUAUCGAUUUUGAAGCGGCCCCCACACAAUUAUGUCCCACCGGCACUAUCGAUUAAAUUGAAUAGCGAGGUGAUAAGCCAAUUUAAGACAUGCUUGGCCAAGGGAACGAGACCUAAGUUGGUUGUAAAAGACGGGAGCUUUGUACGUAUAAAACCCGGUCACUGAGAGCCAAAUGGCGUGAAAAGGACCUGAAAAAGACCUUAAAAUGGCACAAUUACUAACGAAUCUAGACGAUCAAAAUUUCAGACGAAUUGGCGUUUCCUUGCACCACGAUCCCAGACAGACCCACUCUAGAUGUCUACAGCGGCAAUGACGACGGGUACGUGCUCGACGGACGCAUUGAUUCCAAGUUGAACGUACUAACGGACCCGAAGCAGAUCCGGGAUCAUUUGAAAACUGUGAGCCAUAAUACGGCCAAGAAGGGGGCUACCAGCACGACAGCGAAGAAGCUUUCGUCAGAGGUGCCUCAGCUAAGCACAUCGGCCCCGUCGAGCCCGUUGAACAUGAAUCCAUAUGCGGUGGAAAUCAACGAUUCUAAGAGUGACAUUAUGACUAAGUUUGUUCUUCUUCUCGCAUUAGGACCAAUCACCAAGCAGGCAGUGGUGAGAAAGUUGAAAGUGUCGCUCCAGGACCUUGAUCCGUUGUUCACGGCCCAUUCACAGAUAUAUAAUCCCAACGACAGUUUUAUUAGCGACGACAAUUUCCCCAACGACGAUUUCAAAUCCGACGAGGAAGACCGCUAUAUCUUGAAGGAUAAGUCGUACAAGAACUUAUUGCCGUGGUCGUGGAACUGGUACUCAGAGAAAGAGAGACAUAUGAUUAUAAAUAACAUCCAUAAUGCAUUAACCAGAUUGGGAUAUCUGGAAACUCAUCCUCUCCGAAAGAAGAUCUGCGACGAGCCGGUAGGCACCAAUAAUUCCAACCAGAAGAAAUCUACGUUAGGUGGUGGCAUAUUGAUUAGCAAGACCAAAAAAUCCCCUAUGAAGCGGUCUCAUACCGAAUCGCCUAGACCUCCACCGGAAGCACCCGCUGCUAAACCGGUAGAAAGACCCAAGCAAAGCGGAUCUCCCUUAAAAAACACGCAGAAACGAAAGAUAACCACGUCUGCGUCCACGUCGGACGAAGACAGGACUUUCAAGAAGAAGAAAACCGACUCCGACUCGCAUACGUCGCCAUCGUCUUCGAUUAACGAUGACGACCCCCAAAUAUCCAUAAACGACGCCAUAGACUCAAUGGGUAAAAAUCGAGCCAUCGCGGCCGAGAGUGACGAAGAUCACACCAGCCACAAACAGAAACGUUUCCAGUACUACAGUAUGUUGGCCGACAAGUUCAAAACCAAGUACAAGGAGUACGAAACGCUCUACAACUCAUUAAAAUCCAAUCCCAAGAACUCCACCAAUGACAAAAAGCAAUUAGUCCGGUUGUUCGAACUACACAACAGUCUAUCCGAAUGGAAAAGAAAGUUGUGGGAUUUUGAUAACGAAAAUAAACUGAAACUAAACAUCAUGAACUUAUCCAAGCAUAAAAAAAUUCCGUCAAAGAGUGCUAAUUCUACCAUCAUUCCCCAGGUGGUUCCAUUCGCUUCCGAUUCCAUUAUUAACAGAAGAAAUGGAUCUAAUCACUCAAGAAACACUCCUAUUCCAAAACUAUCUCUUGAUUACUAA
Molecule: messenger RNA, 1676 nt
Organism: Debaryomyces tyrocola
Lineage: Eukaryota; Fungi; Ascomycota; Pichiomycetes; Serinales; Debaryomycetaceae
Source: the annotation of a GenBank genome assembly